UCCGUACAUAGAGCCAUGACAGUAACGUGAUUUGUUUCUUCACUCGGUCACCUCACUGGGCUCUAUUACUUUCUCAAAAAAUGUGCUGGUUUCUCCUGUUGUCGUCGGUACUCAUGGUGUGUGGGGCUACCGUGUGUCCGUGUGAGAGGCUGGAGCUCUGUCUGCAGGUCCGUGAGGAGAGAGACUUUGAGGUGUUUGUUUUUGAUGUGGGUGGAAAGAUAUGGAAGUCCUACAACUGGAGCAUGGUGACAACAGUGGCGACGUUUGGGAAAUAUGAUGCUGAACUCAUGUGUUACGCUCACUCCAAAGGAGCGCGAGUUGUCCUCAAAGGUGACGUUCCCCUCUCUUACAUUGUGGACCAAGAUAACAGGACAGCAUGGAUAACGGAGAAAGUCAACUUGGCCAAAAGUCAGUUCAUGGAUGGAAUCAACAUCGACAUUGAACAAGCUGUGGAAAAGGACUCGCCUGAGUACCAUGCUUUGACAAACCUGGUCAAAGAGACCACUGAGACUUUCCACAGGGAGAUCCCAGGAUCCCAGGUCUCAUUCGAUGUUGCCUGGUCACCAAAAUGUAUUGACAAGCGAUGUUAUGAUUACGUCACCAUCGCUGAAUCCUGUGACCUGCUGUUUGUCAUGUCCUAUGAUGAGCAGAGUCAGAUCAUGGGGGACUGUAUUGCAAUGGCAAAUGCCCCUCUCUCUCAAACACUAAAUGCUUAUGACCAGUAUUUGGAUCUGAGGAUCGAUCCAAAGAAGCUAGUGAUGGGAGUGCCAUGGUAUGGCUAUGACUACCCAUGCCUCAACCUUUCCCAGGAGGGAAUAUGCUCUAUAGCCAAAGUUCCUUUCCGUGGAGCUCCCUGCAGUGAUGCAGCUGGAAAACAGAAACCAUACAAGUGGAUCAUGAAGCAGGUCAACAGCUCGUUGUCCGGCAGGAUGUGGGACAGCAGGCAGCAGGCUCCCUACUUCAAUUACAAGGACCAGCAAGGACAGAUUCAUCAGGUUUGGUAUGAUGACCCACAGAGUAUUUGUCUCAAGGCGGACUCUGUGAAAUCUAAAGGUUUAAGGGGCAUUGGCAUGUGGAAUGGCAACAUCUUGGACUACAGCGAUGAAACGGUCGCCAGGCAGCAGACCGCAAUGAUGUGGAAUGCUCUGUUAGGAUGCUAGCUGGUAUACACUUUACAGUGCUGCAGAAAUUUACACCACCCCUGAGCUCACUCCUGUUUGUUGCUAAGUCAAUAUAUCCCUUUAUAGCAGUAACGGGGUGUGACUUCCCUCUGAGUUCAGGGAUGCAUACUUGCACUUCAGAGUUUAUUGUGGCUUUUAUUGCUGUUGUCUUUUGAAUGUAGUUACAUCUCAGACAUUCCUCUGUGCUAACUGAAAUAACUGUGAUUCUCUGAAAAAGAAAACCAAUCUUUUCAAUGUGUUUUACACACACACACACACACAUACACAUACAGUAUUUUGACUGACCAAUGUUGAGCUUGAGAUUUGUGCACCUAUAUAUUUUUCAUAAAUAAAACAUUUUCUGAGCAACA
This is a messenger RNA of Seriola aureovittata, 1531 nucleotides long. RefSeq names its product chitobiase, di-N-acetyl- (gene ctbs). NCBI's taxonomy places the organism in Eukaryota, Metazoa, Chordata, Actinopteri, Carangiformes, Carangidae. Gene Ontology annotation, cellular component: extracellular region. Gene Ontology annotation, molecular function: chitin binding; chitinase activity. The transcript is spliced from 7 exons. The coding region runs from base 81 to 1160 and encodes 359 amino acids. The record is from RefSeq and is a predicted model, not a curated record. Gene Ontology annotation, biological process: chitin catabolic process; carbohydrate metabolic process.